This is a messenger RNA of Pollicipes pollicipes, 3265 nucleotides long. RefSeq names its product peroxidase. Gene Ontology annotation, molecular function: peroxidase activity; heme binding. Lineage: Eukaryota; Metazoa; Arthropoda; Thecostraca; Pollicipedomorpha; Pollicipedidae. Gene Ontology annotation, biological process: response to oxidative stress. The coding region runs from base 120 to 2483 and encodes 787 amino acids. The transcript has 6 exons. The record is from RefSeq and is a predicted model, not a curated record.
CGGCGAGUGCGCGCUGUCGCUGGCGCGCGGCGGGCCGGACCGGCCCCCGGGCGUCGCGCGGAGACCAUAUAAGCAGCCAGGCCGCGCCGGCAGUGCAGUGAAGGUGACAGCGCCCCGGGAUGAGCCUGCUUUACGUCACCUGUUUGGCCCUUGUGGCCGGCUGGGCGGCGGCCGACGUGUGCGUGCCGCUCCUGGAGUGCAAGGAGCUGCUGGAGGCGGAGCCCACCGAGAACCCGUUCGCGGCCGGGCGGCUCUGCACGCUCAAGGACGGUUCUGAUGGCGUGCUGUGCGGCUCUAGCGAUCUCGGCAACAGGUUCGGCAGACCGCAAGCGGCCGCAGCCGCUCCGGGCAUUUUCUUCCCGGGGCAAACCAGCAACAGCAAGAACGUGUUUGACGUACAGCCCCUGAAGAACCGCCUCAAGGACCAACAGGAGCUGGUGAUCAGCGACGCUGUGCAGAAAGCACCUGUGGUAGUGGAAGCAAAGCAGAGACUGGAGGAGGUGGGGCGGGUGGUGGACCAGCUCGCUCAGAGAGGGGCCAACAGGGCUCGCGCCAGAUCACCAGAGAGCCUGCAGCUGUUGUUCUCGCGACCGCAGUCGAGCGAGGCUGAACGGUCGGCAGAGGCAUCGCUGCAGUCUGUUGAGGUACUGACGAAGCUGAAGGAGAUGCGCGCCGUCGGCUCCAAGGCAUUCAGCGCCGAGGCACCACUGUUCGGAGUGGGUCUGCAGGACCGCGCCAACUUCCCCGCCUUCCCCGUUCUCGGCGACGACAAGAUUCCCGGCUGCGAGGUGCCCGCGCGCCCCAACUGUGCCGGAUCAGGCAACUUCCGCACGUUCAAUGGCGAGUGCAACAACCAGGAUGAGCCGCGGCUGGGGCGCGCGCAGACGGCCUUCUCGCGUUUCUUCCCGGCCGAGUACGAAGACGGCAUAUUCAAGCCGCGCUCGUCCGGCCUUGGCGGCCCGCUGCCGUCGGCACGGCUUGUCAGUCAGCGCGUGGCGAACACGUCCCCGCGCGACGACAACUUCCGCACGCUCUCCGUCAUGCUGUUUGGCCAGUUCAUCAACCACGACAUGAUUUCAACGGCGGCGUUCACGUUGCCGGGCGGCGGGGGACUGGCUUGUUGCAACAGUGACAACUCGUUCCCCGAUGAGCCGCUGCACCCCAUCGGCUGCAACCCGAUCCGUGUGCCGGACGACGACCCCUUCUACUCGCAGUUCGGCCGCAAGUGCAUGAGCCAGGUGCGCUCGCAACCGGCUCCGUUCGAGGACUGUAUCGCCGGUCCGACCAACCAGCUGAACCAGGUGUCGCAGUUCCUGGACUCCUCCAACAUCUACGGCAGCAGCAAGGAGCAGGCGGACCGGCUUCGUGCUUUCACCGGUGGCCUCAUCAAGAGCAGCGACGGCAACCUCCUGCCGCAGGUUGGCGGCCGGUUCAUCUCGGGUGAGGGCCGCCUAAGCGAGAACCCUGGGCUGGCCUUCAUGCACACCAUUUGGACACGCGAGCACAACCGCGUGGCGGCGGUGCUGGCGAGGAAUCACCGAGACUGGGACGACGAGCGGCUGUUCCAGGAGGCGCGCCGCAUUGUCAACGGCGAGUACCAGAACGUCGUCUACAACGAAUACCUGCCCACUGUACUUGGCUUCAAGUACACGCGUGAACAUGGUCUCGACCCAGAGUUCGGACAUUCCUUCAGCUACUCGGAUCAGGUGGACCCGCGCAUUACGUCCGAGUUUUCAACAGCCGCCUUCCGCUUCGGACACUCGCAGGUACAAGACUUGUUCAUCCUACGCAGCGAGACAGGCCGCAUCUUGAAGACGCUGGCCAUGGAGGACACGUUCUUCCGUCCCGACCUACUCACCGGACCGGGUGUUAUGGCGCAGUUCGCGCGCUCACUGACGCGCCAGAAGCCGCGCUCGGUCGACAACACCUUCUCCGCCUCUGUGCACGAGAAGCUGUUCGCUCAGGGCGCGCCAUCCGGGCUGGAUCUGAUCGCACUCAACAUCAACCGCGGUCGUGACCACGGCCUGCCGACCUACGUCACGGCGCUGGAGAACUGUCUGGAGCGCUCGCUCGACGGAGAGUGGUCUUCCCUGGCGCCGUUCUUCGAUCCGAAGGUACUGCAGAGCCUGCAAUCGGUCUACAGCAGCAUUUUUGACAUCGACCUCUUCAUCGGUGGUGUGGCCGAGAAGCGAAAGCCCGGUGCACUGGUCGGCGAGGUGUUCCAGUGCAUCAUCGGCGAGCAAUUCUUCGCCACCCGAUACGGUGACAGGUUCUUCCACGACAACGGCGACAUGCCCAACAGUUUGUCGUUCCAGCAAGUACGCGAGAUUCAGCAGUCGAGCUGGGCGCGUAUCCUCUGCGACAACAUCGAGGACCUGGAGGCGAUACAGCCAUUGGCGCUGUGGCAGCCCUCCGUCUUCUUCAACAGUCUGCGCGGCUGCAAUUCAUUCGCCAUUCCCCGUGUCGAUCUCAACGUGUUCUAGGCGUGCUCAGGCCCCCCGCCCCCCCCCCCCCCCCCGCCCGGGAAGGCGCUGUCUGCCCGCUGGCUCCGGGUUUCCGUCUCGCUGCGCGACGCAAUGAGCUGUGACAGGCUCUUACAGUUCAACGGACGCGGCGAGGGGAGUAGAGGAAAAUGGAAUGACAGCAUGGACUACUUCUGACAGCUUUGCGCUGGUGUUGACGUCAGUGUUUCAUAAGCACUGACCCUGUCCGUUGGAUCCGCCAUCAAUUCAGGUGACCGGCUUUUAUCGAGGUCGCACCUCCUGCGCUAAUUCGUAACUUAUAAGUGGCUCAGUCGUGGGAACUGUUUGACAUUUGUGACCGGAAGAUGCCCGUAUCAACGACACCGUGGAUAACGCACUGUUCGGCCAGCGCUCCCGCUAGCUAGCGUCAGCGCUCGCGCGCUCCUUCAGGGAGACUGCCACUGCGCCAGUGACUGGGUCGGAAAGCCGACUCCAUGAGCUCCGUCAGGGCGUGACGUCAUCGCUGCCAUAUCAGCGUGCCUACUCGGUUGAUCCGCUGCUGUUAAUUUCUCGGACCUUGUGCGUGUGUUAUCGUGAGCCAUGGCGCACCACGGCAAUGGAGAAAAGUCAUUCAUACUGCGGAUAGAGCUUGGCCCGUUUGAGGGGAUGUUGCAGUGGUUGUUGGUUCAGAGUAUAUCAUCUCGCGGAGUGAGUCCUUUGUCAGAUUGACUUGGAUGUGAUUUUGUGCUGUGUUGGGACGCAUCUACUUGCACUGUGUCUGUAAAUAUAGUUGUGAAUGUUUA